AAUUCGCUCAGUUUGUCCCUCGCUGUUUCCCGUAGUCUGUGAGAAAACAUGGCUUCACACACAAGCAAGGCAUUUCUGUCUCUAGGUCGAAUAAAUGUUGCUGGUCUUGGACUACAGAAUUAUAUGAGCAGGGUGACAUAUGUCACGGCUGUAUCUGCAAACUCUCCCAAAGGGAAUAAAGACAAUCUGGAGAGAGGCGGAAGAGGACCAAUAACCAGAAAACCCAGAAGAGAUCCAGGGGAGCCCAGGACAGGAAAGAUGCCAGAGGAUCAGGACUGGACUUCAGUCUAUCCUGCAGCCGCCCCCUUCAGACCAGGCUCUGUCCCGCUGCCUGUGAGGAUGGGUUACCCUGUGAAGGGAGGCGUUCCUCCUGAGAAGAGGGGAAACUUGGAGCUGCUCAAGAUACCAAACUUUCUGCAUUUGACUCCGGCAGCCAUCAAGAAACACUGUGAAGCUCUGAAACCGUUCUGCACAGAGUGGCCGUCUGCUCUGGACUCCGAUGCCAAGUGUGACGAGCACUUCCCCGUCAAACUGGAGAGCACAGACUACGUGUCAGCCGGCCCCUCCGUCAGAAACCCUUCAGCUCGCGUCAUUCAUCUCACAGUUAAACUGUCCAGUCUUAACUUGGACGAUCACGCACGCAAGAAAAUGCUCAAGCUCGUUGGGGACCGAUAUGACAAAGACACUGACAUACUCACCAUCAAAGCAGACAGCUGUCCACUCAGACAGCAGAAUCAGGACUACGCCAUGUACCUGCUGACCGUCCUCUACCACGAGUCCUGGAAAACCGAGUUCUGGGAGGCUGAGAAGACCGUAGCAGACAUGGAGGAGUACAGCUGGGACGACAGCCCGUCUCAGAAGAAUCUCCUGGAUGUUCUAGCGCGAAUGGAAGUGGCCGUCGAAGGAGAAGGCGAGGAAGUGCGAGAGCAGCUGCUGGGGAGAAAAGAAGUGCAGGAGUAUAAGGACUCUGUCACACGCUUGAAGAACGAGGGGGGGAGUGAGAGCAGCAUGCUGGAGUACAAAGAGGCUGUGAAGAAAGUACUCAACCUGUAAUAUAGAUUCAUGUAGAACUAAAUUUAUAGCAAGAUGAUGACAAAGGUCCACUGUAAUAUUUUCAGUUACUUCCAGUCACACACAGAGAGGAUCCUGUAAAUAAUCUGAUCCAACAUAAAUCUUGACAUCACAACUGUUAGGGUCUCUCUAAUGUAUUUAUUUUUCCUGCCACAUCAUCUGUAUAAUCAUGUCUUUAUACAAAAAUAAAAGUCUAAUGUGUCCUCUUUG
Molecule: messenger RNA, 1281 nt
Organism: Notolabrus celidotus (New Zealand spotty)
Lineage: Eukaryota; Metazoa; Chordata; Actinopteri; Labriformes; Labridae
Gene: mrps35
Product: mitochondrial ribosomal protein S35
Exons: 8
Coding region: 49-1053 (334 amino acids)
Biological process (GO): mitochondrial translation
Cellular component (GO): mitochondrial small ribosomal subunit
Molecular function (GO): structural constituent of ribosome
Source: RefSeq, a predicted model, not a curated record